AUGGCUAAUGGGAGGAAAAAGAGGAACCACCGCCGGCGAGAAAGAGGAGGUCGGAAGGGCUACCGCCUUCGGACGGCAAAGCGCCACGUCCGCCGUGCGGCGAAGGAUUGCUCUCGGUUACACAACCCCUGCGUCGUACUGCCCGGACAUGAAUUAGAGGCCGCGUUACUCCGUAUAUAG
Messenger RNA from Ilex paraguariensis (yerba mate), 180 nucleotides. NCBI's taxonomy places the organism in Eukaryota, Viridiplantae, Streptophyta, Magnoliopsida, Aquifoliales, Aquifoliaceae. The record is from the annotation of a GenBank genome assembly.